CUGGAGUGUUCAGUUUCACACAAGCGGCCAGCAGCAACCAUGGGUCUGCUCGAGUGGCUCCUCUGGACGAUGCUCGCGCAGGGCAGCGCGCUCGGGACCUUCCUCCUCAUGUUCAUCGCCACGAGCGCCGUCGUGCAGUUCUGCGCGUUCCGCUUCCUGCGCUUUGCGCCGCGCUGUUCGCUGGUCCCCGCCGCCUUUGUGGCGCUGCCGCCGGACGCGCAGCUCGCCCAAGUCUACGGGGCCUUCGCCAUCGGUGGCAUCGCCACUUGGGCUACUACCGUGCUCAUCGUGCACAUCUGGGACCUGCCGCCGCGCACGUACCUCGGGUUCGCGUACUCGUGCUUCACGGGUGGCACGUACGGCCUUGGCCAGUUCUUCCAGCAGUACUACCCCUAGGAGCCCUCCAAAAUACACGAAGUAGUAUGAUUAGAGACACA
Messenger RNA from Saprolegnia diclina VS20, 437 nucleotides. RefSeq lists its product as hypothetical. NCBI's taxonomy places the organism in Eukaryota, Oomycota, Saprolegniomycetes, Saprolegniales, Saprolegniaceae. The transcript has a single exon. The record is from RefSeq and is a predicted model, not a curated record. Bases 40 to 396 code for a protein of 118 amino acids.